Messenger RNA from Cheilinus undulatus (humphead wrasse), 958 nucleotides. RefSeq names its product small nuclear ribonucleoprotein polypeptide B2 (gene snrpb2). The transcript is spliced from 7 exons. The coding region runs from base 108 to 764 and encodes 218 amino acids. The record is from RefSeq and is a predicted model, not a curated record. Gene Ontology annotation, cellular component: U1 snRNP. Gene Ontology annotation, biological process: mRNA splicing, via spliceosome. Lineage: Eukaryota; Metazoa; Chordata; Actinopteri; Labriformes; Labridae. Gene Ontology annotation, molecular function: U1 snRNA binding.
GGGCGGUAGAGGUCAGAUCUCGUUAAGUAGCAGCAGGAAUCUACCGGCGCCUCUUGUUGGAGUUUCCUGUUUUCAAUGAGCGCUGUGAGCAGAGAAGAGACUCCAACAUGGAUAUCCGACCAAACCACACCAUCUACAUCAACAAUUUAAAUGACAAAAUCAAGAAAGAAGAGAUGAAGCGCUCGCUCUACGCGCUCUUCUCUCAGUUCGGCCAGAUCAUCGACAUCGUGGCGAUGAAAACGAUGACGAUGAGAGGUCAGGCCUUUGUCGUCUUCAAAGAGCUGGCUGCUGCCACCAACGCACUGAGGCAGCUGCAGGGUUUCCCCUUCUACAACAAACCCAUGAGGAUUCAGUACGCAAAGACAGACUCUGAGGUCAUCUCCAAGAUGAAAGGAACGUACGGCGACAAAGAGAAGAAGAAGGAGAAGAAGAAGAAAGCUCAGGAGCCAGCAGCCAGUUUAACAAAGAAACCAGCAGCGGGCUCAGCAGCACCAGUCCACUCUCCUGCAGUACAGGUGCCUGACAAUCCACCAAACUACAUCCUGUUCCUGAACAACCUCCCUGAAGAGACCAACGAGAUGAUGCUGUCCAUGCUCUUCAACCAGUUCCCAGGUUUCAAAGAGGUCCGCCUCGUCCCGGGGAAACACGACAUCGCCUUUGUGGAGUUUGAGAGCGACACGCAGGCUGGCGUGGCUAAAGACGCGCUGCAGGGCUUCAGAAUCACAGCCACCUGUGCCAUGAAGAUCACCUACGCCAAGAAAUAGUCACAGGUGUUCAAAGACUUUGGGGAGGGGGGGUGGACCCUGGUUUCCGUUGUUCAUACAGAUUGAUUUUUUUUUUUUUUUUUUUUAAGUUUAGUUUUUUACUUUUUGUUUCAAGAAUUCUGCAGCGUUGUAAUGAGGUGAAGAGAAAAUGUUCAGCCUUCAUCUUGAUUUGUAAAAUAAAAGACUUUUACAUA